UGCCAACUUUAUGCCCAAAUCUGCGCCUUAUGCUUUGUUAAAAAAAAGGCCCGGAUGUGUAUCUGGAUGGACGUUUUCGCGACGAAGGAGACGACACGGACACGUAUUAUGUCAGUUUUGGCGGAAUGCCACGUGUCGAAGUUUUGAUAAACAGUGAGCUCAGCCCAAUUUCAUCACAUGAUUCCCCUCCCCCACCCAGCGCAGGGAAUGGGGAAGAAGGCGGACAUGUUUGAGGGAAAUGUGCUGGUUAAAAAGUAUCGAGGCGGAAGACAAGAAGAAUAUUUGAAGAAAGGUUUCGCAUUGUUAUGGGAUUUACCAGUCAACAUUUGUAUUUAUUUUAAAUUCAAGGUUUUUAUGUCAUAUCUUUAAUUUUAUUUAAAAUUUCGUUUUUAACCGCAGUCUGCGUUUGAGUUUUUAACAGCGUUAAGUUGUUAGAACUUUUGUAGUAAUGUUGUAUGGAUCCAGUUUUACCUUCUAUGGUUUAUUAGAGUGACAUUGUGGGGAAUUUGUAACCUUGGUGUGGGGGAUGGGCGCAUGUGGUUAGGUAACCAUUUUGUAUGGUUGUUGGAUUUAUAGACUGUCGGUCGCUUUCAAAAGAUUAUUAUGAUGAAGUAUUUUUGAAGAUUUACUAGUUAUGUAAUGCCAUUGUUUAUACUGUUGGUUAAUUCUAUUUUGUAAACUUAUUAAGGCUAGAUAUGGUGUUGCAUCUUCAAAGAAGAUUACUUUUCUUUUCGGUUUCCUAAUACUUUUAAUUAGCUUUGUCAGUCAGAUUGUCUUAUUUAACGUGAGUUAUGCUGGACAAAAGCAGUAUUUACUUUGAUGCAGUCUGAGGUCAGUGAGGAAAACUGCUGUGUCAUUCAGUGGGUCAUUGUCUAUAGUUCUUAUGACCCCGGUGGCAUUUUCUUCCGUCGAAGUAAAUUGUCUACAGACGUGUCGUUAUACACACUUGCAGUUCCAAUUGAAUUGGACUUAACCCUUGUGCGUUACUGGCGUUUGUGAGCCACGAAGGCCUUGGUUGGCUUUGUCCUCUCAAAUGGCGGCCUUUCUUAAGCACCAGACGGACCCUACUUAAUUAUUCUGUUUGUACGCGAAACAUGUAACGUUUUGUAUGUUUUGCUUGAUGUUUUACCGGACAUAUUGAAGAUAUGUCUAUUAUUAUACUCUGUCAGUAUACUUAAAGAUGGCGGCUGUACAGCCCUUCUGAAAGACAGAAAUGCGGACAUGCUGGUAGGCAAAAGAGAGCGCUUGUGGGGUGAGGCUCUCGAGGGUUACACGUGAUUCGGUGGAAGAACCAAUGGGCUUCUUGAUAUUUGCCCUGAAAGCCCGCGUUACAACUAUAUUGACCAAUCCCUGCCGUCGCGUUGCACACGUUGACGCAAUGUAAUAUGAUAAGCAGGGGGGGGGGGGGGUUCGGUGCGCUCGCAUUUUGUACAGGAUUAAAUAGAGGAACCAGUUACAGACGCAUAUCUGUAUUACUGAAUAGGCUCGGCCAAUAAUGUUGUACAAUUUCCUUGACCGACAGCAAAAACAUGCGAAUAGGUUGGCCCGAAAGACUGUCAGUGAAGUUUCUGUUUUUAGGGGUGUGGUGACUUUUACCGACAUGUUAAACAGCGUAUAGAAACUCGGGGGGUGUGGACUGUCUGAAGUAGUCUAUCCAAUAGGACGCUCGGUCGGUCUAUAAAGCCGAGGGUGUAGUCGCAUCGUCGCCAUUUCAACGAAGCAGAUUAAAGGAGUUCGCAGUGACGGGGAGCGGAAAGCUGACGAACUGAGACGAUCCAGGUCUGAGUCUAGCUAUAAACAGAAUCCGGAUCCAUCCUGAUGGAUAUGGCUGUUAACCCGCUCCUUGACAGCUCCCUUCUCGGGGUUGAGGUUGGCAUUAUGGGAGUCACAACGAUGGACCAGAGCUCUGGCACAGCUGGAAAACGCAUCAGAAAACCGUCCCUGCUCUAUGAGGGCUUUGAGAGUCCUGGGAUGCCCCCCCUCAGUCAUAUGGCCCCGUCGGGACCCCCGCAGCCCCUGGUGAGAGACCCCAGCCGACAGGGGAGGAUGACCAACCAACUUCAGUUCCUACAGAAAGUCCUGCUCAAGUCGUUGUGGAGGCACCACUUUGCCUGGCCCUUCCAUGAACCUGUUGAUGCCACAAAGCUCAGCCUGCCUGACUAUCAUAAGAUCAUCAAAACUCCCAUGGACAUGGGCUCUAUUAAGAAGAGACUAGAAAAUAACUUCUACCGCAGUGCCAGUGAGUGUAUGCAGGACUUCAACACCAUGUUUACCAAUUGCUACAUUUAUAACAAGCCUACAGAUGACAUAGUGCUAAUGGCUCAGUCUCUGGAGAAGGCCUUUCUGCAGAAAGUGGCUCAGAUGCCCCAGGAGGAACUCGAGCUGCCUCCCCCCCCUCCGCGAGUCAAACAAGCCAAACUUGGCAGAAAAGGCAGAGUCACCGGAGGAGUGACAACAGCUCAUCAGGUCCCCGCUGUAUCCCAGUCGGCGUACUCGCCCCCCACGCCGGAAACACCCGACUCCAUUCUCUCUACACCCCCUCAGUCACACGUGACCAAGAGCCUGCCCCCCAUUCUAACAACUGAACAAAGCAUCCCUACCCUUUCUGGUCUGCCCCCCACACAGCCCACAGCGAAGAAAAAAGGUGUGAAGAGGAAAGCAGACACUACCACACCAACAACUGUAGCCAUGCCCAUCAUGAGCACCAUGGGAGUCAGCGGCAUCAGCCUGGGGAUGGGCGGUGGGCACGACUCCCCGCUCACCCUCACGUCUCUCGGAGUGGACCACAACUCCACGCUGGGGAUGAACCACAACUCCACGCUGGGGAUGAACCACAACUCCACGCUGGGGAUGAACCACAACCCCACGCUGGGGAUGAACCACAACUCCACACUGGGGAUGAACCACAACUCCACACUGGGGAUGAACCAAGGCCUUAGCCAGGGGAUGGGGAUGGGCAUGGGGAUGGGAAUGGGGAUGGGUUGUGGAACAGUGAUGAUGGGUACCAAAUCAGCGGGGGGCAGGAGAGGCGUGAGUGGCCGAGCCAUCAAACCUCCCAAGAAGGAUUUACCAGAUUCCUUGGUUGCACCACCAGUGCGCCGCAGCAAGCUGAACCCACAGCUCCGCUACUGCAACGGGGUCCUGAAGGAGCUGCUGUCAAAGAAGCAUGCAGCAUAUGCCUGGCCGUUCUACAAGCCCGUUGACGCCUCGUUGCUCGGCCUUCACGACUACCAUGACAUCAUUAAGCAGCCCAUGGACCUCAGUACCAUCAAGCGUAAAAUGGACGGCAGAGAGUAUCGUGACGCCCAGCAGUUCUCUGCUGAUGUUAGAUUGAUGUUCUCAAACUGCUACAAGUACAACCCUCCUGAUCAUGAUGUGGUGGGCAUGGCCAGAAAACUGCAGGAUGUCUUUGAGUUCUGCUUUGCUAAGAUGCCAGACGAGGCUCCAGCGCCACCUAGCUCCUCAUCGUCCUCCUCCUCGUCUUCGUCAUCCUCAGAGAGUGAGCUCAGCAGUGAAAGUGAGGAGAGUGAGAGCAGCCCUAGCUCCGACUCUGAGGAAGAGAGGGCAAACCGACUGGCAGAGCUGCAGGAGCAGCUCAAAGCUGUACACGAGCAGCUCACUGCACUCUCACAAGGCCCCAUUGUCAAACCCAAGAAAAAGAAGGACAAGAAAGACAAGAAAAAGAAGAAGAAGGUAGAAAAAGAGAAGCACCGGAAGAUAGAGGAGGAGGUGACUCCCAUUAGACCGCCCAAGGCUCCCAAGAUUGCCAAGACUCCAAAACCCAAGAGUAACCGAGGAACGGCUGGCCCUGUCGUGCCAGUCAAGAAGGCUCCAAGCAAGAAAAACAACAAGAGCAAAACCAAAAAGGGCGGCAUGACUUUCAGCAUGCCUCAGCCAGUUCACGAUCCCAUUGUGAGUCAUUACGACUCGGAUGAGGAGGAGGAGACGGCGCCCAUGUCGUACGAUGAGAAGCGCCAACUUAGCCUGGACAUCAACAAGCUUCCCGGUGAGAAGCUGGGCCGCGUUGUCUACAUCAUCCAGUCCCGCGAGCCCUCGCUCCGAGACACCAACCCAGAGGAGAUCGAGAUAGACUUUGAAACCCUGAAGCCCUCGACAUUGCGGGAGCUGGAGAGAUAUGUCAUGACGUGUCUGAGGAAGAAGCCUCGUAAGCCAUAUGCAAGUAAAAACAACGUUGCUGGCAAAUCUCGGGAGGAGCUCGCUCUGGAGAAACAACUGGAGCUGGAGAGAAGGCUGAUGGACGUCAGUGGGCAGCUCAACUCUGGGAAGAAGCCUGCGAAGAACAAACCAGAGAAACCAACGACUGAGCAGCAAACGCAGCCGUCGCGUCUCAGCGCCAGCAGCUCCUCCUCAGACUCCUCUUCAUCAUCUUCUUCUUCCUCCUCCUCGGACACAAGCGACUCAGACUCUGGCUGAGAGGCAGGCAGUGUCUCCAUAUAUAAAGGGUCAUGUGAGGGGCCCUGGGUGUUUCACUUCCCAGCGAGCGGACUGAACUGCAGUAAAGUUACUGACGAAGGAGCCGCAGGACGAUCGGACGAGACCAGCACUAGGCAGAACUGGUCCGACUCAACCAGUGUGAAACCGAGAGAGAGAGAGAGAUGGCGCUCAUUCAUCCAAUCCUGUCCUGGACACCGAAAGGUUGUGCAGGGAUGGAAUGGAGGAGACUAGAGUCCUGGCAGUCUCUGGUGAACUGGCCUUGCUGGGCAGAGCGAGGGACGCUCCGCUCCAUCUCCUGCGAAGAUGGGAGGAGAGCGACGCAUGCGUUGGAGGGAGAUGGGUGCUAGAGCCAGAAUCUGUCUUAUUUCUGGAGAUAAUUUCCCUUCUUCCUGUGCUUCCCUGUCUUCAUGCUGUAUAGCUAAGGUGUACAGUUAUAUAAAUAUAUAUUUUUCUUUUAUAAAGAAGCAUUUUAUGGAGUAAUUUAUUCCCUCAUUCUGGGAACUGGUGCGGGCGGAGCUGUGUUUUAGGUUUUGUCUAGGUUCUUUAUUUCUUUUUUUUUCUUCCUAGAGUGACAGAGGGUAGAGGGGAAACGCGAAUGUGAAUGUAUGAAUGUGUCACGUGCACGUUUGCAUGUGCGAGUGUGAAAUCCUCAUAGUUUUGACGCAGGCGUUGAAAAUCAGUCUGCACGCAGAAGCACCUUGGUUCAGUAGAAAGCCCAAUGCAUGCAAUACAGAGGAGGUGACAAACAUCUGCAUACUACUUUACUGCAUCCAUAUGUACUCAUGUACUUGUUUGAAAGGGUUGGCCACUGUACAGAAAUGUGACAUCGGUUUAUACAAACGUGUAUCUGUUCCCAUGUGUGCCGUCUUGUUUAUUUUUUUCCUUCUCAUCCGUUUCAAUUUCUCUGUAAACGUGUUGCUUUUUUUUCUUCUUGUGACCAAUCUGCUAAUAAAUUGUGAGGACGUGUCUUGUCCACUCACCUGUGCCCAAAUAA
Messenger RNA from Cyclopterus lumpus (lumpfish), 5449 nucleotides. RefSeq names its product bromodomain containing 2a (gene brd2a). Lineage: Eukaryota; Metazoa; Chordata; Actinopteri; Perciformes; Cyclopteridae. Bases 1819 to 4434 code for a protein of 871 amino acids. The record is from RefSeq and is a predicted model, not a curated record. The transcript has 12 exons. Gene Ontology annotation, cellular component: chromatin; nucleus. Gene Ontology annotation, biological process: regulation of DNA-templated transcription; chromatin remodeling.